This is a messenger RNA of Solanum dulcamara, 1278 nucleotides long. RefSeq names its product BURP domain-containing protein BNM2A-like. The transcript has 2 exons. NCBI's taxonomy places the organism in Eukaryota, Viridiplantae, Streptophyta, Magnoliopsida, Solanales, Solanaceae. Bases 58 to 1029 code for a protein of 323 amino acids. The record is from RefSeq and is a predicted model, not a curated record.
AUAUAUAUAUAUAUCUCUUAUCUCAGUAGAAUUUCUUAAAAACUCAACAGAAAAACAAUGGAUCUUAAGCUUGGUUUUUGUGUACUUCUCUCACUAAUUCUGCUGGUUACUUAUGGAACAGAAUCCAGGAAAAUUGUUGAAGGAAAUUCUGAAGACAAUCAUGAACAAGCAUUAAAAGAGAUUUAUGGUUCCGGAUACGUGUUCCGUUAUUAUAAAUCGAAACAGGGACCUGAUGAACACAAUCAUCAGGAAGAGAUCUCUGGUUUCGGAAACCCGUUUCGUAGUUGGUAUAAACAGGGCAGUGAUGAGCAACAGAUUUCAGGGUUCGGAGACCCGUUUCGUAGUUGGUAUAAACAGGGCAAUGAUAAACAAGUGAAAAAACAUGAUUCAUUUUUCUUCCUUAUGGAUGAUCUAAAAAUAGGGAAAAUAAUAAGUCUCUCCUUUGAAACACGAAGAAAUCUUACUUCUUUUCCGAUAAAAGAAGCCGAUUCUUUUCCAUUUUCACAAGAUAAAUCCAUGGAAAAUACAUUGAGAAUAUGCGAAGAUUCGCCUAUAAAAGGAGAGGCAAAAUACUGUGCUACAUCCGCUGAGGCAAUGCUUGAUUUCGUGCAAGGAAUCAUAGGAGAAAAAAAUAAAAUGGAAGCUCUUACAACGAUAACAAGUCAUGAUUUUUCUCCCCUGCUUCAUCGUUAUAUUAUUUUGGAUGCUCCACAGCGAAUUACCGCUCCUAAGAUGGUGGCGUGUCAUAUGAUGCCUUGCCCUUACGCGGUUUUCUACUGUCAUCACACAAUUAACAAUAAAAUCAAGGUGUUUAAGGUUUCAUUAGGGAAUAUUAAUGGUGAUCGACUAGUGGAAGCGAUUGUUGUAUGUCAUUUGGAUACUUCUGAAUGGAAUCCAUCUCAUGAAUCUUUCCAAACACUGGGGGUAUUACCAGGAACAUCACCUAUCUGUCACUUUUUCACAUCAGGUAAUGAUCUAGUGUGGAUUCCAAAAUCAAUUGCUAGUACUCGACGUGAAGCAACACUUUGAAGGAUCGAUAGGAGAAACUAGCUCCACCAUGUUCUUUGUUAUUGCGUAUGCGUCUACACAUAAAGUAAUGUGUUUUAAUUUAGGAUGUUCUUCGUCUGUUUUAGUGGAGAUCUACUCCGAUGCCUCUAUUAUCUAUGCUAACUGUCUUUGUUUAGUUUUAUUUAUUAUGUUUGCUUUUCUGUUUUUUCAGUAAACCUGUUGAGUAUGCUUUUGAUGAUAAUAAAUAAAAUAUGUUUGUCUUAAUUAAAA